AUGACGGUAGCAGCAGCAGCAGAAGCAACAGUCGCGGCUGUGGGGAUUCAAGUCACAGAAGGCAGGGUGACUAAGGAGGUGGAUGCUACAUCUAAAGAAGCCAAAUCUUUCUUCAAGCAAAAUGAAAAAGAGAAACCACAGGCGAACUCCCCUUCAGCUCUCCCCUCGCUCCCUGCAGGCUCAGGGUUAAAGAGACCAAGUGGCAUGAGCAGUCUCCUGGGGAAAAUCGGAGCCAAGAAGCAGAAAAUGAGCACCCUUGAGAAAUCCAAGUUAGAUUGGGAGAGUUUCAAGGAGGAAGAAGGAAUCGGGGAGGAGCUGGCCAUCCAUAAUCGAGGGAAAGAAGGGUACAUUGAACGGAAAGCUUUCCUAGUCCGAGUGGAUCACAGGCAGUUUGAAAUUGAGCGAGACCUCAGGCUGAGCAAGAUGAAGCCCUGA
Elephantulus edwardii (Cape elephant shrew) is the source of this 435-nucleotide messenger RNA. Its product is annotated as craniofacial development protein 1-like. Lineage: Eukaryota; Metazoa; Chordata; Mammalia; Macroscelidea; Macroscelididae. The transcript has 2 exons. The record is from RefSeq and is a predicted model, not a curated record. Bases 1 to 435 code for a protein of 144 amino acids.